Messenger RNA from Parasteatoda tepidariorum (common house spider), 1999 nucleotides. Lineage: Eukaryota; Metazoa; Arthropoda; Arachnida; Araneae; Theridiidae. The record is from RefSeq and is a predicted model, not a curated record.
UGAAUGUUUAAAUAAAAAAUUUUUUACUGAUUUUUUGUUUGACUAACUAGGUUUUAAAUUUUGAGUAAAUAUAAAAGUCUAAAAAAUCAUACCAGAUAUUUACAAACCUUAAGCAUCAUUCUCUAAAAAAGUGAUGACGUAUUAUACACAUUAUACACAUUAUAAAUAAAUUAGUUUAAUUAUCAGACAAUUUCAAAAAGAAAUACAAUUUUACACGAUUAUCAAGCAAUGCCUUUUUUCAAAGUAAUUUAAAAACAUAUGAUAUUUCUUCCAAAAUGUUAACAAAUCAAUGAUAAUAAUAAUGCCCAUGAAAAUACCCUGUUUACUCUAUAACAUAUCUGCCAAAACAUUACAAGUUUUUGGUGUUUUAUACAAGGAUUCAAUCCAACGAUAUCGUUGUGAUUUUUAAACAUACUGCUGUUUGUCUUCUAAAGAUGUCCACCUUGGAUUUACUCCCAUCUCUUCAAUGAAAGUGAUAUAAAGAUAAUCAAUUAAAACAUGUUUCAAGGCGUGGUGCAAUAUCGCGAUCCACAGCAACAGCAACAAUCCCAACGUUUCCAACAGCAACAGCAGCAAAUGCUGAAUCAGAAACCUCCUCUGCAUCCUCAGCAUCAUCCUCAGACAGCGGUGCUCUCCAGUUCAUCUUCAUCUUCGACAGAUUCUUCGGGGGGAGGACAACAGUCAGGGGCAGCUACCACCCCACCGAACCGCCGCUCCCGACGAAGAAAAUCCCUCCUCUAUCAAGUUUUGAUGUCUCCCUUGAGGAAAAAAUCAGGAUCCACCAAUACUUUGAAUACUGUGGCUAAUACCCCGAGCAGCGGUAAUCAUCGUCAAGGAAAUUCCAGUCAUCUGCCUAAUCAGAAAAGUCAUUCCCUGUAUCAACCACCAUCGAGUGUUUAUGAUGAAGACCCGGGAAUCAUGUCAGAGGUCGAGACUUCGGCCACGGGCUUUAGGAGAGCGAGCAAGGCGAGGUCGAGCCUGCCAAUUGUCCGAACACCCUCUAAGACACAAGAGCGGCCUUUGGGUAAGUCCCUUCUCAUUCUUUCCCAUUUCUAAAACUAGAACAUAAUUUUUUUAGGCAUAUAGAGUUUCUAAAUAUGUCACCAGUAUGUCGAAUACUGACGCAUAUUCCGUGCUUUCUACGUAUUUUUGUUCUAAAUACGUUAUUAUAAAAAAAAAUUUGAAACUGCGGAAUAUUCUUAAGUUUAAAAUAAUCCCUAUUUUUUCGUACUUUUGACUUACAUUCAACUGGUUUUAUUUUUAACUAGUUUAUUAUUCUUAAUAGUCCCUACUUUUUAACUAUCCUUUUUUUAUUUUUGAGAUCAACCCUUUAGUUUUUUUAAUGAAAAUCAUUUGUUUCACAAUUAAAUUUAAGACUGUCCCGAUUACCUGAUAGGUAUAUACAUAGAACAAAUUUUAUUAUUCUUAAAAAUGAUAAUUUGUAUUAUCUAUGUAUUGCUCUUUUUUGCCCUUCAUAUUAUUGCAUAAAAAUAACUCUUUUACUGCGGAAAAGCCUCACUAGAAAUUUGUAUAUUAAUGUUAUAAAUCAUCCACUGUGCAAAUAUGUAAAUUAAUACCACAGCAACUAAAAUCGAUAUAAUUGCGUUUUGUUAUUGAGAUGUAAAACUAAAAUGUAACGAAUUAAAGAAAAAUUUGGGCUCUUAGCUACAAAAACCUUUAAAUUUUUAAAUAAACAAGAAAAAUUCACUUUUAUCGCAAUAGAAUCAUGUUUAAAACUCGACAUUAUUUAUAAAUCCUUGAAGGACUUAGUUUGAAGCAGUUUAGUUGUUUGUUUUUACAUUAAAAUACAGCUAUUGUAAGCUAUUUGGUGUGCAUAAUCAUCAAGAUGAGUGCUUAACUUCUUUAAUUCUGAGAGUUUUAACACUUCCGUUGUUUAUUUUGCAGAUUAUGCUUGUACAUUUCAAAUAGACAAUAGCACAAAAUCCAUAUAAUUCAUUACACUCAAUUUUUACUCAUGAUGUCAAUUGAUUGGAGUUAA